AUGAUUCAGGGAGCCAACUCUAUGGGAACAAGGCUUAAUUUGUUAUACUUCCAUUGCACUUCAUUAAGAUUGCUGAAAAACUCGCCGGAAGAUUUGUAUGAUGAAGAAUAUUAUGACGAACAAUUGCCGAAGAAGAAGCGUCAUCUCACUCCUGAGCAAGUCAAAUUUUACCCUACUGUGCACUUGCUGGAGAAAAGCUUUGAAACGGAGAACAAGCUGGAGCCAGAUCGCAAGACCCAGGUGGCUAAGAAGCUAGGCCUGCAGCCACGGCAGGUGGCGGUGUGUUCGUGUUCGGAGACAACCGGAAUUUUACUAAAAAUUAUCUGGCUUUAG
Fraxinus pennsylvanica is the source of this 333-nucleotide messenger RNA. The record is from the annotation of a GenBank genome assembly. Lineage: Eukaryota; Viridiplantae; Streptophyta; Magnoliopsida; Lamiales; Oleaceae.